AUGCUUUCAGCGAACCUGAGCGGGGAUUGUAGCGAGAUUGACCUGUGCGGGGACGAUGGGGUUUCUUAUCAACAUUUCACCCUCAGCCCCACGGGCCACCUGGUCGCGGCCGUGUGCCUGGGGGCCAUCGGGCUGCUGGGCUUUAGCAGCAACCUCCUGGUGCUGCUCCUCUUCUACCGGUACAAAGUGCUGCGCUCGCCCGUCAACCUGCUGCUCGUCAACAUCUCGCUCAGCGACCUGCUCGUCAGUACCCUGGGCACCCCGUUCAGCUUCGCCGCCAGCACCCAGGGGCACUGGCUCAUCGGGGACGCGGGUUGCGUCUGGUACGGAUUCGCUAAUUCCGUCUUCGGUACUGUAUCAUUAAUAUCUUUGGCUAUAUUGUCAUAUGAUCGUUAUAUUACAAUCACUGGAGCGAUGGAAGCUGACAGGACAAACUACAGCAAAGCCUUUGCUGGGAUUUCAUUUUCUUGGAUCUACUCAUUGAUGUGGACACUGCCCCCUCUGUUCGGAUGGAGUCGCUACGGCCCUGAGGGACCAGGAACCACGUGUUCUGUGAACUGGCACUCAAAAGACGCUGGUAAUGUGUCUUAUAUUGUGUGUCUUUUCAUCUUCUGUCUGGUCAUCCCCUUUCUGGUGAUAGUCUACUGUUAUGGAAAGAUACUGCUGACAGUGAAGCAAGUAGUGAGGAUAAACAAUUCCACAGGACGUGCAAGGGAACACAAGGUGUUGCUCAUGGUGGCUUUGAUGGUGAUCUGUUUCCUGCUCUGCUGGUUACCUUAUGGGAUUGUAGCACUUGUAGCUACUUUUGGACGUCCCGGCUUGGUCUCGCCAACCGCCAGUAUUAUCCCAUCGAUCCUGGCAAAGAGCAGUACUGUCUACAACCCCAUUAUCUAUGUAUUUCUGAACAAACAGUUCUAUAGAUGCUUUAAAGCACUGCUGAUCUGUCAGAAUUCACCCGUUGGUUUAAGCACCAAAAGUCUGUCUAAGAGUACAAAGAAUUAUCGAAGAAAGGACAACACCAGCUUCAUAAAGGCCACUAUUGCUAAACGCACAUCAGUGAAUGAAAACCAAUCUGCUAGCAUUAAAGAAGAUGCAGACAAAGAUCUUUCAUGUGAAGAUUUAAAGCCACCAGUAGCUCUAGUGCUCCAGAUUGCUGAGGAUAAUUUUAGCAUGUCUGCAAUCAUGCAGCUGAAAUCAGCAGAUUAUGAUCAUACCAGAGAUCAAACCUAG
This is a messenger RNA of Carcharodon carcharias (great white shark), 1230 nucleotides long. RefSeq names its product parapinopsin-like. The record is from RefSeq and is a predicted model, not a curated record. The transcript has 6 exons. Gene Ontology annotation, biological process: G protein-coupled receptor signaling pathway; visual perception. Gene Ontology annotation, cellular component: photoreceptor outer segment; membrane. Gene Ontology annotation, molecular function: G protein-coupled receptor activity. The coding region runs from base 1 to 1230 and encodes 409 amino acids. NCBI's taxonomy places the organism in Eukaryota, Metazoa, Chordata, Chondrichthyes, Lamniformes, Lamnidae.